This is a messenger RNA of Musca vetustissima, 912 nucleotides long. RefSeq lists its product as uncharacterized. Bases 1 to 912 code for a protein of 303 amino acids. NCBI's taxonomy places the organism in Eukaryota, Metazoa, Arthropoda, Insecta, Diptera, Muscidae. The record is from RefSeq and is a predicted model, not a curated record. The transcript has 5 exons.
AUGGUGUGGAUGGAAACAUAUUUGCUAUAUUGCUCAGUGCGUUUGGGAGCAUUGGUGACAGCGACAUUGGGAUUUGUCUCUUGUUUCCUAAUCGGCUUAUCCCUCAUCAUCUUUGGCCUUGACGUAUUCAAUCCAAUUCUAAAGAUUUUCAAUGAUGACGAACAUUUUCGUCAUCAUUUUGUUGUCAAGAAAAUUACAACAAUGGUGGAUGAGGAUUCCGAAAAAUUAUUAAUAAUUUUUCAUCUGUAUUUAUUUGGCCAUAUGAUCAGCAGUGUGUUGGCAUUCUAUGGGGCAUGGAAGAUCAAAAAAUAUUUUCUCAUCCCCUUGGCGAUUUUCGAAUUCGUGCGUGUUCUCUACUGUCUGGCCAUUCACAUCCUGCUGAUGACGGUUUGCAAGAAUAAACUAAAUUUGGGAAUAUUGAUAACAGCCACCCUGGGUGGUGGCUUUGUAAUAUUAUAUCUUGGCUAUAAUUGGGCCACCUUAGUGGCCCUCUACCAAAUCGUUAAUCUCAUUAAUUCGGAACGCUAUAAAUCGGUGUAUGGUGAUGAUCCGUUCCACCCUCUUAUACCGAAAACCUAUAAUCCUGCCGUGACAGAAAAUGUCCGGGUACUGGUUACACCCAGCAGCAUUGAUAUUGAUGAGCAAAAGCAGCGGAAUGCCAUGCAACCGGGCAUCAUAAAUGUGCUACCCAGCAAUAGAGCAGUGCUACCAAGAAGUCAGACUAAUCGAAAUUGGAUGACAUCGAAGUGGGCCAGUCAAUCGAAAAAACCACUGAUUGUGGCACCAGCCCCAAUGAAAAAUAAUGAUGCAGCCUAUGAGGAGGCCUAUAACUACUGGCAAUGGUCGGAGCUGACCCCGGCGGUGACGGAACGUAAUAAACGGAAUAUUUAUGCCAGUAAUUGGAAAUAUUAA